CCUUCCUUCUCCUCGCCGCCAUAUUAUUUCAUUGUCAAACCGCGCACACGGAAGAGCACGCCACAAUGUCGCCAUCAUUACCAUAUGCUGCGGAUGUAGAGUCUCCGCUCAAGCCAGAAGAGCUGCAGGUCCUGCGUGCGCAGUAUGAGAAAGAGGGCGAAUACGUCGGCUUGCAAACAAAGUUCAACUAUGCCUGGGGCCUCAUAAAAUCAAGCUCCCGCCACGAGCAACAAGAAGGUGUACGACUUCUCUCCGAAAUUUUCCGCAACUCGCGCGAGCGCCGUCGCGAAUGCCUCUACUACCUCGCUCUCGGCAAUUACAAGCUCGGCAACUACGCGGAGGCGAGGCGGUAUAAUGAGCUGCUGUUGGAGCUAGAGCCGGCGAAUCUGCAGGCGGGCAGCUUGAAAGAGCUUAUUGACGAGAAAGUUGCGAAGGAGGGCCUUGUGGGCGUGGCGAUUGUGGGCGGGAUUGCGGUAGCUGCGGGGAUUGUGGGAAGCUUCUUGCUGAAGGGGUCGCGGAGGAGAUGAGAAACUUGAAGAGAGGGGGACACAGGCGGUCUAUCUAGGCCAGGACAGGCGAUAAUGGCUGCGAACAUAUGAAGGCGUUGGGUUACUCUAGCUUUGCUCUAGAUUGUAUAAUAUCCAGGGCCUCUCCGAAGUUUGAAUAGGGACUUUCGAGCUUGACCCGAAUGCUGAAUCUAUGCGGUUUACGGUGUCACGUUACUUCAGAUGAGAUCUGACGCCUGCACAACGCGUGAGUUUCUCGGUGAGUAAUGGAUGGCUACGGAAGCCUAUGGAAGCUUGGACGAAGGCGCAGCAGAAAGCGUACAUGUGGUCAAGC
Molecule: messenger RNA, 840 nt
Organism: Trematosphaeria pertusa
Lineage: Eukaryota; Fungi; Ascomycota; Dothideomycetes; Pleosporales; Trematosphaeriaceae
Product: mitochondria fission 1 protein
Exons: 3
Coding region: 66-527 (153 amino acids)
Biological process (GO): mitochondrial fission; peroxisome fission; autophagy of mitochondrion
Cellular component (GO): peroxisomal membrane; mitochondrial outer membrane
Molecular function (GO): protein binding
Source: RefSeq, a predicted model, not a curated record